UUUAGGUUGUGAAAAACAUUGCAAGCUUAAACUCUCCGAUUUACACUGGCCCUGUAGAGGGGAUACAUUGUAGUUGUUCAAGUGGGGGUACACAGCACCGGAUACAGUUGUAGUUUGGAAACAUUUUACUUGAAGCGGGACACCCUGUAGUAUAUCUUGGCGAGUUACCACUGAUGAUUGAAGACUUGUCCUUUGUCCAUAUUAUAAUGGCAACAUAUCACAUACGAAGAUGUGCAUGGUUUUUCACUGCACUCGUUGUCAUGGGACUUUGUUAUAUUUUAAACUUGGUAGAGCACAUAAACACUGAAUUUACCUUCCGUGAUAGACGGAUGGUUAAACAAAUGAUAAAGCAGUCAAAUUCUAGUAGUUUUAUGUUGAAAAAGGAGAUGUCCAACACGGUGUUGUCGUGUAAUAAGGCUGCAGUAUAUCUACCUGGAUAUAUCCCCGAGGAUAGAGACGAGGAACUUAUCGUGUAUAGCGAACUGGGAAAAUGUGGAAGCGGAACACUUGUGUCCAUUAUCACAUCCGCAUGUAGACUCACAAAAAGAUACACAACGCGCUACUUCUGGCCUAUCCCUGAUCUUGAACCUUCGGAUGAGAGACACAAAUACAUCAAGACUCACAUUCUGUCACAGAGAAAACCAUUCAUUUUCAUGGGGCAUUUACGUUUUGUGGAUUUCACAGAAUUUGGGUACAAGCAGCCGAUAUAUAUCGAUUGGAUUCGAGAUCCCGUCGAAAGAUUGAUCUCGCUAUAUAAUUACGAAAGGAGAGAAACGAAUGUGACUAAUGGCCUUAUUAAGGAAGAAAUGGAGAGACCCUUGGAUGAGUGCAUUCAAAUAUGGAUAAACGAAACAGGAUGUCGCGAUGCUGCUGAUCUACCAACAUGUUUACGAAGUAGGGCACAUAAAGGAUGUACAAGUAAAGGAAUCGAACCAGUGUACUCACAAGCCUACUCAGGAAGACCAUACAACAAAUCCAAAGAGGUCCUAAUAAAUAUGGCCAAAUCAAACAUAGAACGUUACUACAUAUUUAUUGGGCUCAAUGAACACUACACGGAGAGUGUGAAAGGUUUGGAAAAAAUCCUUCGGUUUCAAGAUAAACUUAGUGCCAUAUAUAAAACUGUGUUACGUGUCAAUGUAGGCAAGAAAAAAUCUCGUCCGAGUAACAGUAGUAUAAAGCUGUUAAAGACGCUUCUAGCAGACGAUUAUGUAAUUUAUGAAUUCAUACGACAGCGUCUUUACAUUCAUUUAAAAUGCCUAGGGAUUUUUAAGGAUACUAUCAUGACAAUGAAGACCAUAUUUUACCUUUGUCUGGCUCUUGCCAUGUCUGUUGAGAUGGUGUCAUCAGAAAUAAGCAAACGCCAAGAUGACUUGUGCACGCGAGAGGAAUGCCGCAAUGGACAAUACUGUAAUAAUGAUGUUGACUGCCCAGAUGAUAAUACUUGUAAACAUGAACAAAACUAUGCACCAUACUGCGCAUGUUUCUACUGUCGACCUGGCUUGAUAUAA
Molecule: messenger RNA, 1508 nt
Organism: Owenia fusiformis
Lineage: Eukaryota; Metazoa; Annelida; Polychaeta; Sabellida; Oweniidae
Source: the annotation of a GenBank genome assembly